AAGCCGCAUCGUCCGGGCGAGCGUGCGGCUCAUGGCGAUGUGAUGGCAUGGAGGUUAGCUCCUGGUGUGUCCCUGGUGUAUAAGUAGCCCCUGUGCUCCUCUGGUGUAAGUUGCUAGUGCCGAGUUAAUCUUCAGUGAGUAAUAAAGCCAAGAUACAGAAGCAAUUGGCUCCGCGGCGUUCGUGCUACUGUUCAUCUUCUUCCUCGCAUGUGUGGUGAGGGAGUGACUCCUGGGCAAAGCUAACAUUCUGAGAGUCUCAGCCAGUUAGAUGGCGAUUUAAGUUGAGUUGAAGCAAACACAAUUCGAAUUGCACUCCUAGAUAAAAGUUUGUGGAAACUGAGUUCUCUGUACAUCUUGCAAGAACCUGCAAGGCUUAUUGCAGUUGUUAGCCAAUGUUCAGGGAGAGCAAGUCUGUAAAGAGCAACGAGGAGAUGCUGCAAAGUCAUUCAAGCCGGAGAGCUGCUGAUCGAGAAAACCUCAGACAAAGCUUUUCCGAAACGCAUCGACAGCCAUGUUGAAGCAGACCAAGAUAACCACAAGGAGGAGGAAGAGAGAGAGAGAGCACUAAAAAUGGUUAAUUAGUGCAUUCGCCGACGAAGACCUAGGUCAUAAGUUCAAUUCCUAGCCCCUCAAUCGCAUUGGGUGACGGCUAUUUGCCAAUAGACAAUAGACAAUACAUGGUGCAAACACAUAAAUCUUAUUUGGUGAGCUACAUACUAUGAGAAAUGGUUGAUAAGUAGCCAACCUAUUAGAAUCUGUAAUAGCCAGGUUUUCUAGAUUUUAGCUAUUAGUUUAUUUUUGACUCUGUAGCUACCGAUCCUCAUACUUUGGCGAGAAUCUAAAUUGUUUGGGGGAAUUCGAGAUUCUAGAGGAGGCUACGGCCGCUAGAAGCUCCAUACAGAGACCAAUCCUAAAUUACUUUUGCUAUUGAUCAAAUGUUUGAUUUUUUGUUUUUCUGUCAACCACAUGUGCCAUGCAUGGAGGCUAGGGAGGAGGGCAUGUAUAAGAUUUUUGACUUGCGUGCAUGCCUUCAGAUUAUCAUCCAAUAACAAUAACCGGAUUUGAUCGAUGGAAUUAAAAAUUUUAAACAUUUGAUCACUAGACGGAUCCAUACUAAAUAUAUAUCCUAGUUGGCCCACCCACAUAAUCAAACAACCAAUCAAAGUGACGAAUGGAAAUAAGUUUAACAAUUUUCUAGUGAGCAAGCUAGGCAAUUUGUUAGUUUGUUCAUUGGGCCAUGUCUCCAAGCCCUAUAUAUGUGCUCAAGGGCCAAGGCCAUGGCGGAGCUUAGUGCACACCAAGCCGCCAUUGCAGCCAGCAAGAAGACAAGGGCCAAGAACCUGUCCGUCCAAUACGUACGGCAAUGGCCGCCGCCGUCGUCCUCCUCCUCGCGCUCGCCGUCGCGCUGCUGCUGGCCAGGGCCGCCUGGGUCACCGCCUCCUGCUACUACCUCACGCCGGCGAGGAUCCGGAGGAUCCUGGCGGGCCAGGGCGUGCGCGGGCCGCCGCCGCGGCUCCUCGUCGGGAACCUCCGCGACGUCUCGGCGCUCGUCGCCCGGUCCACCGCCGGUGACAUGGGGUCGCUCAGCCACGACAUCGUUGGCCGCCUCCUCCCGCACUACGUGCUCUGGUCCAAGACGUACGGGCGGCGGUUCGUGUACUGGUACGGCAGCGAGCCGCGGCUGUGCCUGACGGACGCCGGCAUGGUGCGCGAGCUGCUGUCGUCGCGGCACGCGCACGUCACCGGCAAAUCGUGGCUGCAGCGCCAGGGCGCCAAGCACUUCAUCGGCCGCGGCCUCCUCAUGGCCAACGGCGCCACCUGGUCGCACCAGCGCCACGUCGUCGCGCCGGCCUUCAUGGCCGACAGGCUCAAGGGGAGGGUGGGGCACAUGGUGGAGUGCACGCGGCAGACGGUGCGGGCGCUCCGGGAGGCGGUGGCGAGGUCCGGCAACGAGGUGGAGAUCGGCGCGCACAUGACGAGGCUCGCCGGCGACGUGAUCGCGCGCACCGAGUUCGACACCAGCUACGACACCGGCAAGCGCAUCUUCCGCCUCAUCGAGGAGCUGCAGCGCCUCACCGCCCGCUCCAGCCGCCACCUCUGGGUCCCCGGCAGCCAGUAUUUUCCGAGCAAGUAUAGGCGGGAGAUAAAGCGGCUGAACGGCGAGCUGGAGCAGCUGCUGAAGGAGUCCAUCGACCGGAGCCGGGAGAUCGCCGACGAGGGCCGGACGCCGUCGACGUCGCCGUGCGGCGGCCGGGGACUGCUCGGCAUGCUGCUGGCCGAGAUGGAGAGGAAGAAGGAGGCCGAGAGGCGGGCCGGCGGCGGCAAUGGCGCCGGGGGGCUCGGGUACGACGCCCAGAUGAUGAUCGACGAGUGCAAGACCUUCUUCUUCGCGGGGCACGAGACGUCGGCGCUGCUGCUCACCUGGGCGAUCAUGCUGCUCGCCACGCACCCGGCGUGGCAGGAGAAGGCCCGCUCCGAGGUCGCCGCCGUCUGCGGCGGCGCCGCGCCGUCGUCCGAGCACCUCCCCAGGCUCACCGUGCUGCAGAUGGUGAUCAACGAGACGCUGCGGCUGUACCCGCCGGCGACGCUGCUGCCGCGGAUGGCGUUCGAGGACAUCGAGCUCGGCGGCGGCGAGCUCCGGGUGCCGAGGGGCGCGUCGGUGUGGAUCCCCGUGCUGGCCAUCCACCACGACGAGGCCGCGUGGGGCGCCGACGCGCACGAGUUCAGGCCGGACAGGUUCGCCCCGGGCCGCCCGCGGCCGCCGGCGGGGACGUUCCUGCCGUUCGCCGCCGGGCCGCGCAACUGCGUCGGCCAGGCGUACGCCAUGGUCGAGGCCAAGGUCGCGCUCGCCAUGCUCCUGUCCAGCUUCCGCUUCGCCAUCUCCGACGAGUACCGCCACGCGCCGGUGAACGUGCUCACGCUCCGGCCGCGCCACGGCGUGCCCGUGCGCCUCCUGCCGCUGCGGCCAUAGCCUACGUGUGCAUGCAUGCCGUUCAAUUACAAUGUACUACUGCACUAGUUUUUUUUUACAAUUUUGGAUUAUUUUUGUCUCUUUUUUGUUUUGAAUUUUUUUGACUCGGGAGAAAAUUUUGUAGUUGUAUUCAGGUUAUCCAAUGCAUUUGGAGGAGUCAAUUUUGUCGGCAAUGUUUUUGUAACGAGUAAAUAAUCUUGUAUGCUCAUUGGGCGUGUACAAUGUGUUGAGCAGGGAUAUGUAACAAAUGGAUGGCAGAUUUGACAUCGAUCAUCAUAUAUAUAUAUGAAACAUACAUUUCGUUCUUAGGUUCAAAA
Oryza brachyantha (malo sina) is the source of this 3288-nucleotide messenger RNA. RefSeq names its product cytokinin hydroxylase-like. Lineage: Eukaryota; Viridiplantae; Streptophyta; Magnoliopsida; Poales; Poaceae. Gene Ontology annotation, molecular function: heme binding; oxidoreductase activity, acting on paired donors, with incorporation or reduction of molecular oxygen; monooxygenase activity. The coding region runs from base 1364 to 2971 and encodes 535 amino acids. The transcript is spliced from 7 exons. The record is from RefSeq and is a predicted model, not a curated record.